UUCAUAAGGUGUAGUAACCAGGUGUGCGUCCAAUCAGUGGUACAGGUGAGGUGUGUAGUGCAUGUACUACUUGCGGAGCGUCAGAUGCUGGAAAGACAGACGGCGUGCAGUGACUAGCAGCGUGCAGUGUGUGGCAGGUUGGCAGUGAGACUCAGUAUGGUGACAAGGACACGAGGAGGCUGUUGAUCGGAACCUCACGCCCCUCACGCUCCCCUGCUAACUAAUGGCAACAAGGAUACUUUGCAGUAUCCACCCCGCGACACUCAACACACAGCCAUGCCGCUCCCCAAGGUGCUGGCUGCUGUCUGGCGCCUCGACAAGGGCGAAGAGCUGGAGUGCUUCACCAACGAACGCCCCGCCUUCGCCGCCCCAGGGAAUAUUAGGGGGCUGAGGAAGAGGAUCAUGCCCCACCGCCGCUCCUCCUCCCACGGGCGGCACCACAAGGCCUGCCCACAACUGAUGGCGGAGUCCAAGGUGAUGCUCAGGAAGAACCAGACUUGGCUCAGCCUGGAGGACUUGGCCGACGCUCCCCUGAGACCCGAGGUGGAGGUGCCGCUGCAUGGAGGCCUGAGCCUGGAUGGCCGCUCCGGCAAGCUGCUGAACACCAUCCCAGACACCACCCCCGCCACACUCAGGCUGGCCGCCCCUGACUCCACCACCCUGCUCUCCCCUCCGGCACCGGAAACGACUCCUCCUGCGUCGCCGUGUGCCGCCUCGCCCUUCUUCCAGGAACACAAGGACGCCGCCGCCAGCCCGCCGUCCGCGUACAUGCUGGAGUCCUCGGGCACGCUGACACCCGCCUCAGACGCAACGCUGAGCCGCGGCCCCUCCGUUGAGGUGCUGGCCACCUCACCCACGUCAGGCAGCGAUGCCUCCCCGUACAAAUCCUCGCCUUCCUUCACCAUGUGCCGCAGGGACUCCGUGGACAGCCUCUUCAUAUCCACGGUGCCCGGCGUCCCCUCCCCGCCAGAGUAUGAGGAGGUGGUGGCGCCGCCCUCCAUGGCGCGCCUCAGCCCCUUCAAGCGACAGCUAUUCGUCCUCCUCACCCGCCAGUCCGCCCUCGUGUCCCGCGUCACCCACCACUCGCGGCGCCUCAUGCACGUGGUGGACACCGUCGCACAGUUCACCGCUCACAGGGACACAGCGCCUCCCACGCCCGCCACGCAUGACCCACUACGCCGCAGCGAGGUCCACGCCGCCACGGGACCCGCUGCUGCUGCUGAAUCUGAAGAAGACCUCGCACCGUGGAACACGGCCGUGCUGGACAUCCAGGGGCGCAGGGCGGGGGAGCGGCAGGAGUCCAUGUGUGACUCUGGCGUGGGCUGCGACACUGACGAUGACGUGGCCUCCUCCCUGUCCCGCUCCUCCACCUACACCGCCAGCGACGACGGCGAGGAGCUCAUCGACGAAGUGUUAUGCGGGAAUCGUGUAAGCCAGAUGACCAAGACUUACAAUGACAUCGAUGCAGUAACAAGACUUCUGCAGGAGAAAGAGAAGGAUCUUGAGCUUGCUGCGAAGAUCGGCCAGCAGCUCCUGAACCGCAACAAGGCACUAGAAGAACGCAAUAACCUCCUAGAUGCCGAGCUCUCCGCAGCCACAGACACCAUCACCCAGCUCCGCCAUGACCUGCAAAUGAAAACAGACCUUCUCCAGAUAUACACCAACGAUGUCGACGAAAGCAGCUGUGAAACCACACCCACCACCAUCCGCAACAUCAAUGUGGAGGUCCUGCAACACCGCAUCAAGAACCUGGAGGAUGAGAACCGAUCACUCCAUUCCGAGGCAAAGCAGAUUGCCAACGACACAGAGCUUUGCGAGGACAAGGAGAAGGAGUUGAUGACCGAUGUGAUUAAACAGCUGAGCGAUGCAAACACACAGGUGGGUCAACUUAGCGAUGAGCUGGCCAAGAAGGUGGAGGACUCACUGCGGCAACAGGAGGAGAUCACCCAACUCCUGGCACAGGUGGUGGAUCUGCAGUCACGGAACAAGCGAAUGCUGGGGGAGAAUGACGAACUGGCCAACAUGGUGGGUGUGGCGCGCGACUGCCAGCAGGAACUGACGAUGGAGUUGGCCGAGCUGAAGGAGAAGUAUGCUGAGGUGCUCGACUUGCUGCAUGACACCCAGGACCAGCUGAGGCGGGUGCAGAAAAAGAACCUGCCAGGAAGUCGAGGCCACCACCUUGGCAGCAGCCUCUACAGCUCCCCCUUCAACUCCGGCAACGACUCCAUCGCCAGCGAGCUCAACUCCCUCAAUUCACUCGGAGAGGAGCAUGUCAAAGGGCGGAGCAGUAACAUGAUCCGCACGUUUGACAUGGUGCGCGUGAGUGGCAAACACUCCGGUUUGGGCUCACAGGGUUCCCUCAACUCCCUCGGCUACGGAGGCUCAGUGCACUCCACCCCCACCCACCACCCGCACACCCCCUCCCACAUGGCAGCCACGCACAUGACUAACAGCGGCAGCGGCUAUGCCAUGUCCUACCUCGGCUCGCGUGGGUCAUCAAUCUACUCUGGGGGUUCUGGCCACCCGUCCUUGGAUUCUGGUGCAGACUCUGACGCUUCCAUGCACACUGACUCUGAGGACAAUUAUCCGGGCAGCCACCUGGGUGUGCCUGGCUGGCCUGGGACACCAGACCUGGACUCCUGCCUGCGGCGUCUGCAGCCCGGGGACCGCUCCGGCACACCCUCACAGUUCCUGCCCUAUGGCUGCCGCACCCCAGACUCCAUCAUGUCCACUGGGAGUGGAAAAUCAGGCAUGAGCUCCUAUGGCGGCACCAAUGCCAAUGACUGGAAGCUGCCACAGAAGCUGCAGAUUGUGAAGCCCAUUGAAGGCUCCCUCACACUGCACCAGUGGUCCCGCCUGGCCACACCACACCUCGGGGGCUUACUGGAGGAGAGGGAGGGCGUCGCCAUCAAGGGUGGCAUGGGCACUGAUCUGAACCUCGAGGUGUACUCCAUGUCAGACCUGGAGGAGGACGAGGCGGAGGAGGAGCACCCCGGCAAGAGAUUCAUGUCCACCUCAGGAGUGUUCACCUACACCAACUCCACCGUCCUGCACCCUGAUGACCAGACCACCUCCACCCCAAGCGUCCGCCAAGCUCAAGUGAGUGUGUUGCCAGCUUCCCUAGCCCACAGCACCACCACCCCCAGCACCCCAAUCCGAGCCCCCUCAUGUCCUCCAUCCCGCCGUGGGUCAACAGCCACCUUCUCCGUCAACACCGGUCUGGCCAAGGUUCUCAAUGAGCGGGGGAUGAACCAGCAGAGUUGCUUCUCCCCCACUGCCACACCAGCCAACAGCCCAUCAGCCUCCAGGCCGGGGUCUCCUGAGCCUGAAGGGUACAAGCUGCCAGGCUUGGAAGACCUCACCAAGACCUUCUACUAUGGCGCCAGUCUGCUGCGCCGCACCUUCUACAAGGACGACCCCUCAGCGCCCCAGUCCCCAACUGGUCCUCGGGUCAACCUGGUGGAGCAGGUGCAGGCCAUCGGCGUGGACCGCUUUGUGGGGCUGUCUGGCGGGGCACUCACUGUUGGUGGCGUUGUGACCUCCAGGCCAGCCACCUCCCCCCUCCUCCACCUCUCCAACCUCAUCAUGAGCAGUGCCAAGAACAAUAACACCAGCACCACCACCGCAGCCGCCACCACCAACACCACCACCACAGACUCUGGCAACAACCGCCCCCGCACCAGCGGUGUGUCCUCCCCACCCAAGAUCAUGUCCCCCGGUGAGCGUCGCCCCACUCUGCCCUCCGGCGCCCCUAUGGGUAUUCCAGGUCACCCGGGAUCAGGUCAUCUCGACAACCGUCUCAGCCAGCUCAAGCCAGGCCAGCGGGCCGACCUGGGAACUGUUGGAGGGCGGCCCCGCCCCACCACUCUGGGAUCAGUGCCCCCGCGGCCUGGUGCCAGUGCUGCCGACCUCAAUGUUGGCACUGUGGGCUGGACCUCCUUUGGCCGCAAGGGUGGUCUGCUGUAGGCUGGUGUUCCUCCUCCUCCUCCUAGGUGCUGACCUGCUAAGUAUUGUGAUUGUAGAUAUCUUUGACAUUUUUUAAAAUAUGAUAAAAAGUUUUAAUUUAAAAUGUAAACCUUUGGAUCAAAGUUGCCUUCAUAUCCCAAUGAAACAUAUGAAUCGUUAGCACCUUGCAAACCAGGCUGUGGACUCAAUAUUCAUUUCCCUUUGAAGGACAGCAUUCACCAAUCACUUUUUGGACUAGACAUAUUCAAUGAAUCUUUUAGGAAAUAGAGGUCUAGAAUAAGGAUUUAUUUUAGUUACUGUGUAACUAGUCAGUAUGGGGAUCUAGGGAUCAGAAAUAUUAACAAUGGUAUAGAUUCAUUUGACUGAUUUUAAUGAUGGUUGUAGGAAGCAGAUCCAGAUAUAACAUGUACUGUACAUAGUGUUAGUUUUGCUUCUCUUGUGUUGGGCCACUGAAGUGAACGGCACAGCUGUGGCCACACCAUGCUUCCCACCAGCUGUUUUUUAUGUGACUUGAGUUCAGGUUUGCUCAGUUUGUGGUCAAUCAGUCAAAAUUGUGCCAAAUAAUUUAUAGAUGUUCUAAUUCUGCUGCUUGGUCACCUCCCCCCACAGCAGCUUGAGUGACUUUAUUCAGACGUGUGUGUGUAUGCGUGCGCGUGUGUGUGUAUGUGUGCGUGCUCAAAGUUCUCUCAGACAACAUGCCUAUCAACAAAUGCAUUUACAUACAUACAUACAUGAAGACUGCAACUGAUACUAAAACACCUUUACUUGACCUUCACCUUCUCAAACUAAGCCGUGUUCCCCAACCAGCCACGGCCUUCAAAGCAUCACAUGCCCCAGGGAAAAGAAAGGAAUGUUCCAAUAGAGUAGAGGCAACACAUCACAUGGUUUCCCCUUUGGUUGUACAAGCGGCAGAAGGGAUCUCGUGAUGGAGAUCCGGGCCUUCUAGUCACAGCUGAUGUUCCUUAAGUUUUCCCAGGACACUUGUUUUCAAAAGACUGUAUGGAAUUGGCUCUCCCUCCUCAUGACACUCCAAAAGUCAUUCGUUGUGUGUGUUACCCGACACAUGCGUCCAUCUGCUUCAUAUUUUUCAUUGAGGAAUGGCACGUUGUUUCCCUCCGUUUAGUAAUGUUGUUUCCCUUGCCCACUAGCGGCCCUCUGUCCCUACAGAUGGCCACACUAGUGCCCUUUGCUCCUCCUGUUGUGUUUGGUCACGCUAACCUUUUGGUGGGUUGCUCUUCUGCUAGACUGCUGGUAAAGAAGCUUGGUUUCUGUAGUAAUUGAUAACCCAUAUUGUCUGACUACUGUUUACUUUUAUUGUGUUGUUAGUAUUGCCAUUGUUUUAUGCUUGAAUGUUGGGUUUUGGGCAUCUGAAUUACUGCCAUCUGCAUUUAGUAACAUGUUAAGGUUCAAACACAUUUCUGACUUAGAUUGCAAGAUAGUCAGACUCAAUCUUCUGAGUUGCAUUCAUGUGUUCAUAUAUAGAUUUCAGUCCAUUCAUGCAAGAAAUGAGUAAAUACAUAAUUGUUAGCUAUCCUUGUUGAGUAAUUCCAGUGAUUUAGCUAUUUCAGUGGUUUGGCAUUACAGUGGUAUGGCCAUUAUAGGUGGCUUGGUAAAUUGAGUGGUUUGGUUAUUUCAGUGGUUCGGCCAUUAAGUGAUUUUGCCACUUCCUGACAAAUUUUUUGAAGGGUGACCCACCACAACAACAUGACAGAUCUUGGAAUAUCCAGCCGCCCUCAUCCCUAAAGCACAACUUUCACAGCCACACAACUUCUGCUGAGCGUGUGUAUGUGUGUGUGUCUGCGUGGUGGACCUCAUACCCAUGGCAGCUGAGUCUGGUGGCGCCAGGGAGUCUGUUCCUUCCCCAGUGUUCUGCCCGGCAUGUGGCGCCUCUUGGGCUCAGUGCUGGCAGCAACUUGCUUCUUUUAGCUGACUCUGCCUUGUAUUGUUGGUUCACAGUGGGACAUGUUUAUUUUCAGUCGUUGUACUUACUACCAUUUGUGCUUCAUUUUGUAUAUAUUGCAGUUAGUUUACUUAGUAUGUUUUAUUUCAAUGGCAAAACUGUAUCUCUAGGCAUACAACAAUCCCUGAGAUGAACUGUACGUCCCUGUAGUCUGUAGAACAUCGCCUCCCACCCCUUUUUUUUUUUUUCUUUUUUUAACCUUGUAUAUAUUUGACUUAGUUUUCAUAUACUGAGAAAUACAUAUUCAACUAGA
Molecule: messenger RNA, 6179 nt
Organism: Portunus trituberculatus (swimming crab)
Lineage: Eukaryota; Metazoa; Arthropoda; Malacostraca; Decapoda; Portunidae
Gene: milt
Product: trafficking kinesin-binding protein milt-like
Source: RefSeq, a predicted model, not a curated record